Messenger RNA from Rhodamnia argentea, 1428 nucleotides. Its product is annotated as homocysteine S-methyltransferase 1. Gene Ontology annotation, molecular function: S-adenosylmethionine-homocysteine S-methyltransferase activity; zinc ion binding. The transcript is spliced from 7 exons. Gene Ontology annotation, biological process: S-methylmethionine cycle. The record is from RefSeq and is a predicted model, not a curated record. NCBI's taxonomy places the organism in Eukaryota, Viridiplantae, Streptophyta, Magnoliopsida, Myrtales, Myrtaceae. Bases 179 to 1192 code for a protein of 337 amino acids.
GAAUCCAUACGGCACAGCAGUCCGCAUUCACGACGGGACACGCAAACGCCUCGGCAUAAAGAGGUGAGGCAGAGCAUGACUCUGUCGCCGAGCCAGAACCAGACGUAACGACAGCAUUUCUUCCUCCUAACUUCUUCCUUUGCAACGUCGAGAGAGAGAGAGAGAGAGAGAGAGAGAGAUGGGAGUAGGAGAGAGGAAGGGAUCGGUGUUGGAGGAUCUGAUAGAGAGGGCCGGCGGGUGCGCCGUGAUCGACGGCGGGUUCGCGACCCAGCUCGAGAAGCACGGCGCCGCCAUCAACGACCCUCUCUGGAGCGCCCUUUGCCUGGUCAAAGACCCCCAUCUCAUCAAGCGAGUGCACAUGGAGUAUUUGGAGGCUGGUGCUGAUGUCCUGAUCACCUCUUCCUAUCAGGCCACUCUUCCCGGGUUUCUGUCCAAGGGACUGUCCAUGGAAGAAGCAGAGUCAUUACUAGAAAAGAGUGUAAAGUUGGCCGUUGAAGCCCGCGACAAGUUCUGGGAUUCCUUGAACGUGGUUCCUGGACAUAGCUACAAUCGGGCCUUGGUGGCUGCAUCAAUUGGUAGCUAUGGGGCUUAUCUUGCUGAUGGCUCAGAGUAUAGCGGUUGUUAUGGACCCAACAUAAAUUUGGAAAGACUCAAGGACUUUCACCGGCGUAGGUUGCAAGUCCUUGUUAAUGCCGGUGCAGAUUUGCUGGCCUUUGAGACUAUUCCUAACAAACUGGAAGCUCAGGCGUGUGUUGAGUUGCUCGAAGAGGAGAAUAUCGAAAUUCCAUCCUGGAUUUGCUUCAGCUCGGUGGAUGGCGAAAAUGCACCAUCUGGAGAGAGCUUUCAGGAUUGUCUGGAUGUAUUGAACAGGAGCAAUAAAGUCAAUGCAAUCGGGAUAAACUGUGCGCCGCCCCAGUUCAUUGAAAGUCUAAUAGGCAAAUUUAAAGGGUUGACAAGCAAGGCAAUAGUUGUUUAUCCCAACAGUGGCGAGGUAUGGGAUGGCAGAGCUAAAAGAUGGCUGCCAUCCAACUGCUUCGGAGAUGACAAAUUCGAGCUGUUCGCUGCAAGAUGGCGUGAUGCAGGAGCCCAGCUCAUCGGCGGUUGUUGCAGAACGACGCCUUCGACAGUUCGAGCUAUUUCAAACGCAUUAAAAAGAUUAGAGGAAGCAAGUCUAGACUCUUACCGUCUCUGACGAAUGCUUCUCUUCCCCUUUUUAGUUUUGGAUGUCAUCUCCAUCAGCGACUCAGAAAUAUUUAUUCAGCUCAUAGAUAUGCUCUUAGGAAGUUAUAUCUGUCCUUCUCUAUCUUUGUUCUUAGUUUUUCAUGCUGAGAUUUGAGAUGCAAGUCAAAUAGCCACAGUCCUCAAUGUCUGCCAAAGAGAUCAGUCUCCGACUAAUGUUACAAACGUUUGUACAAAAAGGCCCUUUGU